UACAAAUCUGUGCACCGGGCCUCUAGUUGAAGAAUAAAGGACCAAGUUCUUUUUAUGGCCUAUCGUAUUUUUUUAAUGUUCAAUCUUAUUAGAUACUUCAUUUCAUACUUUUCAUCUUUACGCCUUUAUGUGUGCCUUUUCUCUCUGGCUGCCAGAGGUUCUCUGUAUCUGGCUAGCUUUGUGACUGAGGCAAAUUACUGCACUUUGUGCCUCUAUGUCCCCAUCUAUAACAUGGGAACCAAUGGGAAUGCCUAACUAAAUGAGUGGUUGUAAGAAUUAAAUGAGUUAAUGUAUGUUAAUGUCUUAGAACAGUGCCUGGCACAAAGUAUAAUAUUGGUGUUUACUAUUACAAGUGUUCCUCAACUCACAAUGGCAUUCCAUCCCAUUGUAUGUUGAAAAUACCUUAAGUAAAAAAUGGAUUUAAUACACCGAACACUGUAGCUUAGCCUAGCCUACCUUAAACAUGCUCAGAACACUUACAACAGCCCUCAACUGGACAAAACCAUCUUGCUACUGUUGCCCAGCUUUAUGCCGCUAUCAUAGCCUGGGAGAAGAUCAGAGUUUAAGAUCUGAAGUAUGAUUUCUACUGAAUGUAUAUGUCAUCAUUGGGCAGUCAAAAAUUUGAUGACCAGAUCAUUAACUGGCUGUUAGAAUUCCGGUCUUCUAUCAUGUACUUGACCAAAGACUUUGAGCAGCUUAUCAAUAUUCUCUUGAGGUUGCAGUGGUUGAAUAGAAGUCAGACAGUGGUUGAGGAAUAUUUGGCUUUUCUUGGUAAUCUUGUAUCAGCACAGACUGUCUUCCUUAGACCAUGUCUCAACAUGAUUGCUUCUCAUUUUGUGCCUCCCCGGGUGGUCAUUAAGGAAGGUGACAUAGAUGUUUCCGAUUCCGAUGACGAAGAUGAUAAUCUUCCUGCAAAUUUUGACACUUGUCACAGGGCCUUGCAAAUAAUAGCAAGAUAUGUCCCAUCGACACCAUGGUUUCUAAUGCCAAUACUUGUAGGAAAAUUUCCAUUUGUUCAAAAAUCAGAGAGAACAUUGGAAUGUUAUGUUCAUAACUUACUAAGAAUUAGUGUGUAUUUUCCAACUUUGAGGCAUGAAAUUCUGGAGCUUGUUGUUGAAAAACUACUCAAAUUGGAUGUGAAUGCAUCCCGGCAGGAUAUUGAAGAUGCUGAGGAAAUAGCAACUCAAACUGGUAGUGGAACAGAUGCCACAGAAGGACUAUUUAAUAUGGAUGAAGACGAAGUACCUGAAAAUGAAACAAAGGCUGACCCUGAAAGGCUCAAUCAGAUGGCACAUCCUGUCGCCGAACGCCUGGACAUCCUGCUGUCUUUACUUUUGUCCUACAUUAAGGAUGUCUGCUAUGUAGAUGGUAAGAUUGAUAUCAACAAAACAAAGGAUUUAUAUCGAGAGCUCAUAAUUAUUUUUGAUAAACUCCUGUUGCCCACCCAUGCCUCCUGCCACGUUCAGUUUUUCAUGUUUUAUCUCUGUAGCUUUAAAUUGGGAUUUGCAGAAGCAUUUUUGGAACAUCUCUGGAAAAAAUUGCAGGAUCCGAAUAAUCCUGCCAUCAUCAGGCAAGCUGCUGCAAAUUAUAUAGGAAGCCUUUUGGCAAGAGCUAAAUUUAUUCCUCUUAUUACUGUAAAAUCAUGCCUAGAUCUUUUGGUAAAUUGGCUGCACAUAUACCUAAAUGACCAGGAUUCAGGAAAAAAGGCAUUUUGUGAUGUUGCUCUACAUGGACCAUUUUACUCUGCCUGCCAAGCUGUGUUCUACACUUUUGUUUUCAGACACAAGCAACUUUUAAGUGGAAACCUGAAGGAAGGUUUGAGGUACCUUCAAAGUCUAAAUUUUGAACGUAUAGUGAUGAGUCAACUAAAUCCUCUGAAGAUUUGUCUGCCCUCGGUAGUUAACUUUUUUGCUGCAAUUACAAGUAAAUACCAGUUAGUCUUCUGCUACACUAUCAUUGAGAGGAACAAUCGCCAGAUGCUACCAGUUAUUAGAAGUACAGCUGGAGGGGACUCGGUGCAAACCUGCACAAACCCACUUGACACCUUCUUCCCCUUCGAUCCUUGUGUGCUUAAGAGGUCAAAGAAAUUCAUUGAUCCAAUUUAUCAGAUAUGGGAAGACCUAAGUGCCGACGAGCUUCAGGAGUUUAAGAAACCCAUUAACAAGGAGGCGGUGGAAGAUGAAGAUGAUGACUUUUUGAAAGGUGAAGUUGGGAUUACACCGAGCUCCUUUGACACGCAUUUUCGAAGUCCUUCGAGUAGUGUGGGCUCCCCACCAGUGCUGUAUCUGCCAGACUAGUCUCCACUGACUGCAAGGAUUUGCGAUUGAGACGAACAUGCCUCCCCAUCCUGCCCUUUAAUACCAGGGCUCGUACUGUUUGAGUUUCACAUCAAACUAGAGCGUCGAGUACCUGCCUCUGGCACCAUAUUUCAAGUUAGACUUACUCUAGUGCGUGAACAGACGUGUUUUUUCUUCUUUUUCUUUUUGCUCCCAUAUAGACAGAGGAAAAGACUACCAUGUGCAAUAUUUUAUAAUGGAGUUGAUGAUAAAUGUUCAAGGCUUGGCUUGUUUGUGUAUACUUAAUGUAUACUUUUAUGUAACAUAAUUAUUGUGAAAUUUCUAAUAUCAGCAACAGCCUGUUUUAACAGAUUGCAUUUUAAACAUAGGUUCUGGUGAGAGCCAUACUUAUAGGACUUUUCUGAUCAGUGAAAAUCCUCUAGAACACUAUUUAUAGUCUUUAGAGUUUAUUUUAGGUACAUUGUUUACCUCUGCUGUAACUGUCUGUGUGUUGGGGUUCAGUGGGGUGCAGAGAAAGGUAGGAGACAGUGGGGAGACGGCCAGGGCUGGUCCCACAUGCUGAGAGCGGGAGAUCUCCAGGGGCUUCGGAGAUCAAUAAAAGCCUGGAGGAAAGAGAUAGGGGAUUUAGGGAGACAGAAUCAGCCAAAUCGUCCACAUGUGAGUGUAAGUGGAUUUUUAAAAAAAAAUGGAGUUCCAUGUAAAAGUAAUUCACAUUGACUGAAGGUGGGGGUUGGGCUUUUUAUAAAACAGCAAGCCAAGAGCAGUUUACCCCAAAGCGCCCAGGUGUGAGGUUUGAACUGGAAUGACCCAUUUAUAGUGGAAUUUUAACAUGGAUUUUUAUAUUUUUACCAGAAUGAGUAGACCAGUUCUUAUUUUAAAAAUUUCUUGGAGAGGGUGGGUUACAUUUUAGGUUAUUUAUGGGGUGAUUUUGCUAGCAACAGUUGGCCAAGGUUACAUAUAUUCUUUGUCCAACUGGCUAUUUGUAUCAUGGAUUCAGCUCAGUGAAACCCUAAACCCUCCUCUGUCUAGUUUUCUGGGGUUUUUUGUUUGUUUGUUUGUUUGUUUUUUAACGAAACGAGGAGUCUAAAGAACCUUGCAUAUAGCAAAUUUGUGCGGGCACUGCUAGAUUAAUUUGGAAGCUCAUGCAUAUUUAGCUUCAUUCUUUAUUUGUGUACUUUUUUGUUACUUGUGAAAAUGUACAUCUUUAAACUUAUUUAUUUUUCUGCCACUUUUCCUAUUUUUUAUUUAAAAGCAAGUAAUAUUUUCUUGAUCGCAAAUAUUUUGUAAUGAAAUACUUUCUCUCUCUUAGAGCAUAAUAUGCUUUUGUAUAAUUAUAUUGAUGGAGAUGUAGAGUUUGAAUUGCAGUCGGUAAAUAUGCUUUGGAACAGAAAAAAUUUUAUUGCUUUAAAAAGUUUAGGAUAUUGGUGACUUUCUUUUAGUGACUUGGUGGAAUGUCAUUUGAGAACCUUUAGGUUCCCUUUUUUUAACUGCUGACAAAAAGGUGGGAUUUUUGUAUACUGGACAAAAGGAGAAAAUGAAAUGUGUCCAUAGAAAUAAUGUAAGUGGAGUCUCUGGUUGGGAAGUAGCUUUACUGUAGAGGGGUAUAUUUAUAAGUAAGUGUUUAAUUUCAAAGGAGCUUGAGAAAAAACCUAUUGUGACAAUAAAACAAUGACAUGGUUAA
Pipistrellus kuhlii (Kuhl's pipistrelle) is the source of this 3978-nucleotide messenger RNA. RefSeq names its product RRN3 homolog, RNA polymerase I transcription factor (gene RRN3). The transcript is spliced from 16 exons. Lineage: Eukaryota; Metazoa; Chordata; Mammalia; Chiroptera; Vespertilionidae. Gene Ontology annotation, biological process: transcription initiation at RNA polymerase I promoter. The record is from RefSeq and is a predicted model, not a curated record. Bases 591 to 2297 code for a protein of 568 amino acids. Gene Ontology annotation, cellular component: nucleus. Gene Ontology annotation, molecular function: RNA polymerase I general transcription initiation factor activity; RNA polymerase I core binding.